Messenger RNA from Brassicogethes aeneus, 1225 nucleotides. The record is from the annotation of a GenBank genome assembly. Lineage: Eukaryota; Metazoa; Arthropoda; Insecta; Coleoptera; Nitidulidae.
CAGUCAGUCUUCUGUUCUCAUUUCUUAUACAUCUAGCAACAUGAAGACCACUGUGUUAAUAGUCGUUGUAUGCAUCUCAGCAGCCUUCGCUGGAGAGAAAAAACACGAAAAACGUGGAAUCUUGAGCGGAGGUUUGGGAGGUGCUGACUUGCACAGUCACGGCCAUUACAAUCACGGACCUGAAUAUGGUAGUGGACUUCUUUCUGGAGAAGUUGCAGGCCCAAUUCAUGGUUCGUUCGAUUCCGGUAGCAUUGUAGGACCUGGUUUUGGUAACGCUCCAUUGUCAGCUGGACCAGGUGUUAUUGAUGAACACAGUCAUCAAGCUGGACCUCUUUUAACCGGAGGACUUGGAAACUUGGGUGGUGCCGGUAUUGGUGCUAGUGGACCAGGUUUUUCUGGACCUAGUUUCUCUGGACCUGCUUUCGACGGACCCGCUGGUGGCAUCAUCGAUGAACACAGUAACCAAGCUGGCCCUCUUUUGACAGGAGGAUUAUCUGGACUUGGAAGCUUCGGUGGUCCCGCUCUCGGUGCUGGUCAAGGCUUUGGAGGUCAAGGCUUUGGAGCUGGUGCCGCUUUGGGUGCCGGUCCCGCUCUGGGUGCUGGAACCAUCUUGGACCGCAGAGUAAUUGGUCACGUACAUCUUGGUCAAGCUGUUCAACGUCACAUUGAUGUUGUAGAAAAGAUUGGAAUCAAAGUAGCUCAACCUUACCCUGUCCAAGUAGAACGUAGAGUCCCAGUCCCACAUCCUCAUCCAGUAGAUGUCCCUGUUGACCGUCCUUACCCAGUCCAUGUAAAAGUACCUGUCCCAUAUGAAGUAAUCAAGCAUGUCCCAGUCCCAGAAUACGUCAACAAACCUUACCCAGUAUGGCACAAGGUGCAAGUUAAUGUCCCAGUUCCAGUUAAAAUCAUCCACGAAAACAGAGUACCUGUAAAAAUUUUCAAAGAUAUACCAGUACCAGUACCACACCCAGUUAUUGUAAAGAGGCCAGUACCAGUAGCCAUCCACGCCCAUUUGGUACCAUUGCACGCUGAUGUGCAUGGUCACGAUCCUCAUGGUCAUUUCCAUGAUCACCAUCAUGACCAUUUGGAGCACCACCAUCACCACAACAUCCUAGACCAUCAUCAUUAAACUUAGUCAAAAUUUGAUUUAUCAUAUGUUAUUUUGUUUUGUUAACUAGUCCUUAUUUUAAGUUUUUUAUUUGCAAUAUAUACAAUAUAUAAAAAA